Daktulosphaira vitifoliae (grape phylloxera) is the source of this 2242-nucleotide messenger RNA. RefSeq names its product putative mediator of RNA polymerase II transcription subunit 12. NCBI's taxonomy places the organism in Eukaryota, Metazoa, Arthropoda, Insecta, Hemiptera, Phylloxeridae. Bases 173 to 1792 code for a protein of 539 amino acids. The record is from RefSeq and is a predicted model, not a curated record. The transcript has 2 exons.
CUCAACCAUUGACCAGUUUACCACAUGAAAGAUUUUUGUACUAACGUUUAUAAGGCAUUCGCGAUAGCAUUCGGAGUUUUCCAUUGUAGUGUGCGUUUCUUAUAAUUUUUAAUUAAAUACAAAAGUAAUCGUAUUGACUACUAAGACACCAUCGUAUACAGUGUCAUUCAUCAUGUAUUUUAAAUCCCUAUGGGGCGUGUUUUUUACGACACUUUUUAUUACGUCUACAAUAGUAGAUUGCCGAAGAGUUAGCAUUAAAGCGGCCGAAGAAAACGAAGAAGACGAUCAACCCCAACAGUUCGAAGAAGACAGACCACGACAGCUAAAGCCCGUUCUUGUGGCCAGAAGACCACUGAGACCAUUAGUUGCCGCAGAUGGUGAACGAGAUCCAGUACAAGUAGUAGUUCGACAAGCGCCCAGGCAACUUCUUCAACAAAGACCUACUGCUGAUGAAGAGGAAGAAUCACCAGAGCAGCCACCAAUCGUUGCUAUUAGACAACCUAAUAGAUCUUUACAACAACAACGUGCACCUCAGCAACAACAAUUUUCACAACAAAGGCAUAAAGAACAACAACAAGAAAAAAAAGAACCAACUGCCCAAACCAUAAGGAACUACAACAAGCUAAAUGAUGAUGGUUCCUUUACAUUUGGUUAUGAAGCAGAUGACGGCAGUUUUAAAGAAGAAACUCGUGGUACCGAUUGUGUAGUUAGAGGAAAAUAUGGUUAUGUCGAUCCAGAUGGUAACAAAAGAGAAUUUACUUAUGUUCAAGGAAAUCCAUGUGAUCCAAAUGCAAUAAAUGAUGAUGAAGAAGAACAACCAGCCAAAUCUGACGAAGAAGAAAAUAUUCCCGCUAAUAUACCUGCAAACUUCCCCAAACCCAAACCCAAGAAGAACCGCCCAACAACCACAUUGUUCCAACAACAGUUUGGUGAUUUUGAACCACAACAACCAUCAACUACUCCUCGUCAACCUGGCCGUCAAGUUUCCGAAACUCCAAGACUACCACAGAUUUCGCCAACUUCUGACAGACCAUCAACAACAGCAUCUCCAUUAAAACCGACACUCCGUCCUGCUGAAGACUUAGAAUCAGUAUUUCGUGCUGUUUCUCAACCUUCUUCACCAAACGCUAUUCAAACUGGACCAAACCAACCUGUAUACACCACUGAGUUAGUGUUUGACCCAGCUACCGGACAAUACAAUACUGUUAUCUAUCAACAGGUGCCUAAACAACAGGUUGGAAUCAGCAGCAAACAACGUUUGCCCUCGUCAUUGCCAUCACAACAGUUUGAUACUCAACCAUCGUUACCUUUUCGACCCUCACCAGCUGUACCACACUUCCAACCUGAAUUCGUUCCACAAAGAGCUGAGUUUGGUUUUCAAAGGCCAGCUUCAUUUCCUGGCCCCAGUCCUCAACAGCAACUUAUUGAACAACAACAAUCUCUGAUGUUCCAACAAUCACAAAAUCUAUUCAGACAACAUCAACAAGCACAAAAACAACAGCUCUUGCAACCUUUUGCGUCAUCGCAGCCAUUCCCUGCUCAACCAUCUUUCCAAGCACAACAACGAUUCCCAGCGCAACAACCUUUCCGUUCGCAAUCAUUCCAAUUUUUCCCACCACCAUCGCAGGGACAACGUUUUGCGCCACCACCAAAACAACAAAGGUUCGAACAACAACCGGAAGCUCAGCAACAACAAUUUGUCUUAGUUCAACCUGGCCGAACCUCUUCCCAACAAAAUUUGGCUAAUGGUCAAAUAGACGCUUUUCUAAGAGGCCAAAACGUUCAAUUCUAAAUUAAUUUCUAAUCAUUAUUAUUAUUAUUAUUAUUGUGUAUAUAUCACGUUCGACCAUUUAUUUAUAUUUUUAAUUUGGCUAGGUGUCAUUUUGUGUAAACUACUAUUUAAAAAAUUGCAACACGUACCACAAUCGUUUGAUUUUCAUACGUUUAAUAUACAAAUAUCAUAUUAAAACGUAUACGAUUCACACUGAUUGAGCCACACAGUUUUCACUUAUUGAAGGUGAAAGCUAUUAACGUCGUAUAUUUAAUGAGUAAUAUGUUGUUUAAAACAUUAUUCUAUUGUAACUUAAAUGUGUGUAUGUUUGAUAAUUAUUAUUUAAUUCGAUGUUCUCUGUAAUUAAUAACUGAUAAUGUUACAAAAAUAAAGAAAACAAUAUUAUAUGAAAAUGUGUUGAACACUUGUAUAUAUUUUUUUUUUAUUAAAUAAAUUGAUUUUUUAUGUUAU